Triticum turgidum subsp. durum (durum wheat) is the source of this 3945-nucleotide messenger RNA. Lineage: Eukaryota; Viridiplantae; Streptophyta; Magnoliopsida; Poales; Poaceae. The record is from the annotation of a GenBank genome assembly.
AUGCAGAGAACCGAGAGUUCCUUCGCAUUCUCCGAGAGGCCAGGCUACGGUCGGGAUGCGGCGGAGCUCCGGCGAAGGUGGAGGUCCAGUUCGACGGCGUCAGUGUCCACGCCGGCGUGCGUGCACUGCCGGGCGUCGGCGCUGCCAAGGUGCGAAAUUCUAGAAUCUGCAUACCUUUGUGCCACACAGAGGACGGGAAUCAAAAUUCUCAACACGGCGAGUGGGACAAUAAGAUCAUCAAGGAUGACUCUUGUUGUGGGAGCACCUGGAUCAGGAAAAACAACCUUUUUAAGAGCACUGGCUGGAAAAUUAGACCCCUCUUUGAAGUUCCAAGGGAAAGUAAUGUACAAUGGAGAAUCAAUCUCCUCUACACCUCACUACAUGCGUGCUUAUGUUAGCCAGUAUGAUCUUCACCAUGCCGAGAUGACAGUGAGAGAGACACUUAAUUUCUCUUCCAACAUGAUGGGUUCCAACAACGACUUUGAGAUGCUACAAGAUGAAGUGCGAAGGACUACUCCAGUGGAUGAGGAGCUAUUUUCUAAGGCAACCAAGUUUGGAGAAGGAAGCAACCUGAAAACAAACUAUAUCAUGAAGAUUCUUGGAUUGUCGAACUGUGCUGACACCAUAAUAGGGGAUGAGCUCCGAAGAGGGAUUUCCGGGGGGCAAAAGAAGAGAACCACAUUAGGAGAGAUGCUAGUUGGUCGUGCAAGGUGCUUCUUUAUGGAUGACAUAUCAACAGGCCUGGAUAGCUCUACCACAUUUGAUAUUAUGGCAUUUCUUGGACAAAUGGCACAUCUCAUGGAUCUUACAAUGGUUAUCUCCUUGUUACAACCAUCUCCAGAGAUAUUAGAAUUAUUUGAUGACAUAAUCCUUCUCUGUGAGGGUGAUAUUGUUUACCAUGGCGCUCGGCAAAAUGUUAUUGACUUUUUCAACAACAUUGGCUUUACCUGCCCUAGCAGGAAGAAUGUAGCUGACUUCCUUCAAGAGGUUACCUUAAAAAAGUAUCAAAAGCAGUACUGGAGCGGUGAUGUGAGCGAAUAUCAAAAUCAUACCAUUGAAAAAUUCGUAAAUUGCUUCAAAGCAUAUGACCUUCCUCAAUCUCUGGAAGAUAAGCAGUGCAAGAAUUACGACAUCAAACAGGGCAAGGAAGAAUUUCAAGCAUAUAACAAUCCAGGCAUAUCAAAGUGGAAUGUUUUCAGAGCUUGCCUCUCAAGGGAAGUACUCCUAUUUAAAAGAAAUUGUCCGGUUCAUAUGUUCAAGGCUAUACAACUCAUUUUUCUAGCUUUUGUCAUUGCAACACUUUUCCUUCGGACGGAAACGAGCCCAGAUACAGUUUUUGACGGAGUAAAGUACUUGGGUGCUCUCUUUAUGGGUAUAGCUGUUAUAAACUUCAACAGCAUGAUCGAACUUGCAAUGACCACAAAGAGGCUCCCGAUAUUCUAUAAACAAAGGGAGUCAUUAGCAUUACCAGGAUGGGCCGUUGUUUGCUCAGUUUUCCUUAUCAGUCUACCUAUAUCACUAAUGGAGUCAAGUCUUUGGACCUUCCCAACCUACUAUGCAAUUGGCUAUGCACCUUCUCCCAUUAGGUUAUUUCAGCAAUUACUAGUGUUUUUUGCGAUGCAUCAAAUGUCACUGGGUCUUUAUCGCUUUUUAGCAACCAUAGGAAGGACACCAAUAGUAUCAAAUAUACUAGGGACGCAAGCUCUAGUCGCAAUCUUCAUACUUGGAGGCUUCAUCAUAUCAAAAGAUGACCUCCAACCAUGGUUGAGCUGGGGUUAUUGGGCUUCCCCAUUCACCUACGCCCUCAACGCUCUAGCUUUGAAUGAAUAUCUUGACAAAAGAUGGGCUAAGGAGUUCCAUUUUGAAAAUGCUAAUACUAUUGGAGAAGCUAUUCUGAAGGUCAGGGGUUUGCUCGGUGAAUGGCAAUGGUAUUGGAUUUGCAUAGUAGUUUUAUUUGGAUUUGCACUGAUCUUUAACAUCCUGAGCAUAUUGGCAUUAGAGUUCUUAAACUCUCCACACAAGCACCAAGGUAAUAUCAAGUCACAAGGGAGACACUCUUUAGAGUACGACGAUCAAGUAAUAGUUGGUGGGAAGGCUUCAACCGAUCAAGCUAGCAUCCCGUUCCAACCACUGUGUUUUGUAUUUAAAAAAAUAAACUAUUUUGUUGACAUGCCUAAAGAGAUGAAAAAAUAUGGAGCAACCGAAACAAGGCUUCAGCUGUUACGGGAUGUUAGUGGUUCUUUCAGACCAGGAGUCCUAACAGCGUUGAUGGGGAUCACUGGUGCUGGGAAAACAACAUUACUUGAUGUUUUGGCUGGAAGAAAAACUGGAGGUUACAUCGAAGGUACUAUUAACAUAGGUGGCUACCAAAAACAGCAAGAUACAUGCUCAAGGAUUACUGGUUAUUGUGAGCAAACAGACAUACACUCUCCUCACUUGACAGUCUAUGAGUCACUUCUAUUCUCUGCAUACCUUCGCCUACCUUCAUAUGUGAAACCUUAUCAACGAGAUAUGUUUGUGGAAGAAAUUAUGGAACUAGUAGAGCUAAACAACUUGAGAAAUGCAAUGGUGGGCAUUCCUGGGGUGACAGGUCUAUCAGCUGAGCAACGAAAAAGACUUACAAUAGCAGUGGAGCUUGUGGCAAGCCCUUCUAUUAUGUUCAUGGAUGAGCCAACAACUGGUUUAGAUGCUCGUGCUGCAGCAAUUGUCUUGCAUACAGUACGAAAGUUGGUGGACACCGGGCGCACUAUUGUUUGCACAAUUCAUCAACCAAACAUUCAUUUAUUCGAAUCUUUUGAUGAGCUGCUACUUAUGAAACAAGGAGGUCAACUCAUUUAUAGCGGUUCUUUAGGCUCACUGUGUAGAAAUUUGACAAAAUAUUUCGAGGUUAUUCCUGGUGUUCCUAGAAUCAAGGAUGGUCAAAAUCCAGCUUCAUGGGUGUUAGACAUUAGCUCACAUGCCAUGGAGUAUACAAUUGGAGUGGACUACGUACAAAUUUACCAGAACUCCAACUUAUAUAAGGAGAAUAUGGCUUUGGUUGAUGAGUUGAGCAAACCAAAUACAAACCAGGAAGAUCUACAAUUCACAUCCAAAUAUUGUCGAGAUACUAAAACUCAAUGCAUGACAUGUAUAUGGAAACAAUAUUGCUCUUACAGAAAAAACUCGGAGCUAAAUAUAUUUCGCUUUCUAAAUACAUUUGCAAUCUCAAUCAUGUUUGGCGUUGUGUUCUGGCAAAUUGGGUCAACAAUUAAGGUGGAGCAAGAUGUGUUCAACAUACUGGGAAUUGGAUAUGGGUCAGCCCUAUUUCUCGGUUUCAUGAAUUGCAAUAGUUUACAACCAGUCGUAGCGAUGGAGAGAGUUGUUUUCUAUAGAGAAAAAGCUUCUGGCAUGUACUCCUCAAUGGCGUUUGUAAUUGGUCAGGUAGCAGCUGAAAUUCCUUACAUUGUUAUUCAACCACUCAUUUUCUCAGCAAUUGUGUACCCAAUGGUAGGGUUCCAGAUGACAUUUGAAAAAUUCUUAUGGUUUGUCAUGUACAUGGUACUAAGCUUCAUGGACUACACACUCUAUGGGAUGAUGGCUGUUGCACUAACACCCAGUCCUGAGAUAGCUGCUGGGCUAUCCUUCCUCAUCUUCAUGAUAUGGAAUUUCUUCUCGGGCUUCAUCAUUACACGGAAGGCGAUGCCCAUGUGGUGGAGGUGGAUGUACUGGGCCGAUCCAGCAGCAUGGACCCUAUAUGGGCUUGUGUCUUCACAGCUCGGCGACCACACGGAACUAAUCCGUGUGUUGGGCCAGCCAGACCAACCAGUGAUGAAGUUUUUGGAGGAGUACUUAGGCCUUGAAAAUGGCUACUUUCCCCUGGUCACAGCUCUUCACUUCGUGCUAAGCAUGCUCUUCUGUUUUAUCUUCUGUGUUGGCAUCAAGUAUAUCAAGUUUCAAAAAAGAUAG